UGUAGGUAUUUCUCUACAUAAUUGUUACGGUAAUAUGAAUUAAUAUGUUAUUAAUUUGUUUUUAAGUUUGUGGAAGCAAGCAAUGACUGGUAGAUCUAGUAGGUGAAAAAUUUAUUCAUCGGGCAAACUUCCCAGCAGCUGGCCACAUUCUCGCUGUCUCCGAUUCAGCAAGCAUGUGGGUGCCCAACCUGCCGGUGACGAUCAUCAGCGCCGUGGCGGCCAGCGCGGGCGCAGCUUGCAUUUACAAAGACUUCCACGGCGGCCCGCCCUACGACCGCGACGUGCGAGCUGACGGGAAGACGGUGGUGAUAACUGGCGCCAACUCCGGCAUCGGGAAAGAAGCGGCCUGGGAGUUCGCCAAUAGGGGCGCCAAGGUGUUCAUGGCAUGUCGUGACAUGGAGAAGUGCGAAGCGGCGCGUCGCGAGAUCGUGACGGAGACCAGGAAUAAAUACGUGUACUGCCGGCCCUGCGACCUGGCCAGCACCGCUUCCAUCCGCCAGUUUGUGGAGAGGUUCAAAUCGGAGGAGCCACACAUCCACGUGUUAGUGAACAACGCGGGCGUGAUGGAGCCUCCAACACGCGUGACCCGCGACGGCUUCGAGACGCAGUUAGGAGUCAACCACAUGGGGCACUUCUUGCUGACUAAUCUGCUAUUGGAUACACUCAAGGCGUCAGUCCCGAGCCGCGUGGUGGUGGUAUCAUCAAGCGCGCACUACAAUGGCCACAUUCUCAAAGAGGAUCUCAAUAUGACGCGCAACUACGACGCGCGCGCGGCUUACGCGCAGAGCAAGCUCGCGAAUGUUCUGUUCGCGAGGGAACUUGCCAAGAACACGCUCGACGCGGGCAUAUCCGUCAUAGCCGUGGACCCGGGCCUGACGGACACGGCGCUGACACGCCACCUGCCCAUGACCAGGAGCCUGACGCGCUACCUGGUGUACCCGGUGUUCUGGCCCGUCAUGAAGACGCCCAAGAUCGGUGCACAGGUCAUCCUGCACGCUGCACUGGAUCCAAAGCUGAGGAGAUGCGCAGGAGACUACUAUGUAGACAUGAAGCCAGUGGAGCCUUCGAAGGAGGCGCAGGACUUCGAGUUAUCUCUCUGGCUGUGGCGCGUCAGCGAGAAGUGGACGCGCCUGCGCAAGCAGCCUGCGCAACCCGCCGCCGCGUGAGCUUGAUCUUGAGACUCGACUUAUCUUGUGAGAUCCACGAUUUUUCUUUUUCUUUUUUUAUGGCUUUGGUAACCUCGAUUUUGCCAAUGUCAGAAGUGCUCAAAAUGUUAACAUUGGCACACAAUAACUCAGCAUUAGACUUUCACAGCUACACGACUGAAAGAUAACUUCUAUUAAUUAAAAAUAACUUUGGUACAUUAUUUGGUAUAGAUAGAUGAACUGAUGAACUACACUGAAUACCACCCGUGACAUUGACAGGAAGGCGCCACAUUUACUGCCGGGUCCGGGUUACUAUUUUCUAUCUUUGCUAUUUGACGUUUAAAAAUCGUUCGUCUUUAGUUAAUUUUCUCACAUGCUCAAAAUUUUUUUACAUGCAUGAUGUAAGAUUAUGUAGAAUAACUGUCAGCCUCUUCAUAAUAACUUUUUUGUAGAUCACUGUUUUAAGUGAUCUUAGAUCAACGUGGUAUCUUCGUCGGAUCAACGAAGUAAAAAUUAUCGAGUCUCAGGUUAAAACUAUUAGAUUAUUUAAAUUAAAUGCGACUGUCUGAUGGAGCAAGUGGUGUUGAACAAAGUUGGUUUCGUUCUAGAUAUAAGCAUUUGUGUGCAUUUAUUUAGUUGUUGUUAGUUAUUUAAUAAAAAAUAAAACAAAAAUUUAUUAAUAAUAUAAAAUUUAUUUUCAUGUAAAUUCUUAUCCUAACUUACUCUAAUAACUUAAAAACUAUAUUCACAAAUAGUGUCAUUUUCCGUCACGUGACUUGCUUAAGAAAUUUUUUCUUCAAGUCAAUGCGUAUGACCACGAUUUUUGAGGAUUUUGUCAGUCUAAAGCCGCAUUAAGCAUAAUUUCUCUCACGUCAUCAUAAUACUAUAAACCUAAAACCUUUACAAACUUUACAAUGAAGCCUUUUGAAUAAAAAAGCAUAGUUCGUAAAGAAAAACAAAAUAUACAAUAGUCUGUCGCCAGGCCACGCCCACUUUUACACAUUCUACUCUCUUCUGGUUAUAGCAGCACUAUUACAAUUAAUACAUAAUAUCUGUGUUUUACCAUCGAAAGGUGGUACUCCACCCAAUGAAAGUUUACAGCACCAAUAAAUCGAAGCUUCUAUCACCCUUU
Messenger RNA from Ostrinia furnacalis (Asian corn borer), 2277 nucleotides. Its product is annotated as retinol dehydrogenase 13. The record is from RefSeq and is a predicted model, not a curated record. NCBI's taxonomy places the organism in Eukaryota, Metazoa, Arthropoda, Insecta, Lepidoptera, Crambidae. Bases 174 to 1166 code for a protein of 330 amino acids. The transcript is spliced from 8 exons.